Argiope bruennichi is the source of this 3769-nucleotide messenger RNA. RefSeq lists its product as uncharacterized. The record is from RefSeq and is a predicted model, not a curated record. Gene Ontology annotation, biological process: regulation of synaptic transmission, cholinergic; sleep; positive regulation of voltage-gated potassium channel activity. The transcript is spliced from 3 exons. NCBI's taxonomy places the organism in Eukaryota, Metazoa, Arthropoda, Arachnida, Araneae, Araneidae. Bases 123 to 545 code for a protein of 140 amino acids.
CGUGCGAUAAGCAUUCCAGCUCCGGAUCGUCGCAGGCAUGCUGAUCACCUUAACGCGACUAAAAGAAGCCACCAAGUCUUAUUAGUUCAAGAAAUAAGAAAUUUUUAAAAAAACUAUUCAUCAUGAAUUAUAAAAUCAGUUUCGUAGUCAUUUCCUUAAUUUUUUACCUCAGAAUUCAUUCAGUUUCUUGUUUAAAAUGCCACGUUUGCAACACUGGCAACAAAGGGCAAGAAGACUGCAUGGAAAUACCACCUACCAUGACCAAGUACCUACAGGAGUGUCAUGGACCUGCAAAUGUCACCUGUAGAAUUCAAGAGCAGUGGGUCGACUUCGAUGUGCUCAAUCAGAAAGCCGAGAAGAGAACCGUUCGACAGUGCGCCUCCACCCCUUUCGACGCUGGCAGGCCGUGCUACUACCGAGCUGGUUUCGGUGGGAAGACCAAUGUCUGCAACUGCCUAGGGGAUGGCUGCAAUGAAGCCACCAGAACGGCCUCCGCUCUGAUUUUAAUCAUCGGAACCUUCCUUUUCUACAAGUUUCUCAUAUAGACACAUAGAGAACAUAAUCGUUUUUUUAGCAGAAUAUACUGAUCAUACAAAUGGGUGUACCAAAUUGUCUAAGUGGUCCUAAAGCAUUAACCUGGCUGUACUGUACAACAUCGUUAAUCCGAAUUAAAUGACUUCGUAAUUUAGAAGCAGUUUUACUCAACUUAAAAGUCGCCGAAACAAAUAAGCAAAAUCGCAUUUUCUUAAUUUUUCUAUACCAAAAUUAAGAGAAAAGAAAACAUUAUAUGUGUAAACAGAAAGCAUGAGUAGGUUGUGUUCUGCUUACAUCUAUAUAUUUCUGUUCAUGAAAAGGAAUGCAAUUUUAACUAUAUUUUCUAUUUAUUUAAAAUUUUAACCUACUUUUGUUCUCUUAACAGACUUUAAAAAGAUGAUUCCGAUCUCUUUUAUCUAAGAAUUGUAGACUCAUUUGUUAGUUCAAUCAAGAUUUGGUGCUGUUUCUACCUUCGCGGAUAUUUCCGUUCCAUAUUUAACUCUCACAUAUUCCAUUCGGAAGUUAGAUCUGAAAAGAGUAGAUUUUGCAUGGCUUUGUUUCCACGUUAAAUGAAAUAUGAAUACCAUUAUAAUCUCACAAACUGGAAAAUGCAACAACAACUAUAAAAUAUGCGAAAUAAAACGAUAAUUAUUUGAAAAGUCUUAUAUUUAAAGCUGUGGAAUAGUACGAUUGCUAUAAAAAUAUUUUCAUUGCUAUUCUAAAUUCUUGUUGCUUCCAUGCACGUGGCAGUAUUGAAUGUUUGAGCAGACGAUUUGGAAAUUUAAAUAAUUUCAAAAUGCGCAUGCGCAAGAUAUAUCUUUCGUAGCAUCGUAAUUAUUUACAAACAAAUAUCUUUCCGGUUGCCAUUUGAUGCAAAUAAUUUCUAUAUUAAUUAUUUAAAUUCAUAAAAAUGUUUAAAAGAAUUGGAAAUCAUUCUUAUUUUUUAAAAAAAUUUAUUUGCGUUUAUUUUUGCUUCAGAAAUGUUAUUUUCUCAUGUUUCAAAUUUUACCAUUCCUUAAUUAUUCAAGAACACAUUGUUAUUCAUUAAAAACCUGUUCUAUAAUAAAUAUUUGAAAAUUAAUUUCUGUUCAAAACCAAAAAUAUAUUAUGGUAUAUUUAUACAAUAAUGUAUUUUGUAAUAACUUAUUUUACUAAAAUAAAAGUUCUUUUUUUUACUACAAAAAUUUCUAGCAUUCAAUGUAAAAUAAUAAUAAAUAAAAAUGAACUUCAAUAAUAUCUUUAAAAUACUUGAAGACAUUAUCUUUACUUAUUUAUAUAUCUUUCAAAUAUAUCUUUCUUAAAGAUAUGCUGUAUAACUUUGAAAUACUUACAGAUAUUAUUGACAUUUAUUUUUAUUUCAAUUGUAUUUGAAAUGAAAUAAUUAAGAAUAUACAUAAUAAUUAUUAUUAUCAUUAUUGAAACAUGAAACUUAUUAUACUGCAAAAAAGUGAAUAUGAAUUAAAAAUUCAUAUUCCAUAUGAAUUAAACGUGCAGACAUGAAGACGAUCUGGAAUUUCGAACAUCUUAUUUUGUAUCUACUAUGUUUAACUAUCUGGAUUUUUGGAAACUCUUAGAUUAUUUGCGUUCACCUAUAUGUAUUAAACAUAAGAUAAUUUCAAUCCUACAAUCAAAAUUAUUUCGCAUUUUUUAUUUUUAUUUUUACUGAAAGAAACAUUUUUCUAUUUUUAUUUCUAUAAUCAUUUUCAAGGGGAAAAAAUCACAUUACUUCAUUUCAAUUUUUUUCCUCCAAAUGCACUGAUUUUUAAUUAAAAAAAUCAGCCUAUGUAGGAAUAAUUUAAAAUAAUUUUAUCGUUAAAUAUUUCUCCCUAUUUUAACUUUACAUUGUAUUUUUAAUGUUUGUGUUUAAUUCGACUUUGAAUGUUUUUAUUGACAUGAAAAUAUGAUUUCAGUGUAUUUAUUUAUCCCUAACUCUGAAACUGAGCAUUUAUUUAAUCUUGUGCUGUUGCAUUUGUUGACGAACAUUUUGAUGUACUGUUUUUUAAUUAAGUGUAAUUAUUAAAUGCAAAAAAUAUCACCGAAUUUGUAUUUUUUAUUAUUUUUAUCUAUAACCACCUUAAAUCAAGAUUUAAUUAUAUUACAUGGCAUUGUUUUGGAACAAAAGUGUCCAUAAAGUUAGAAUUGUUAUAUAAUUCUAUAUAUAUCAUUCGUAUAUUUAUAUUAUAUUAUUUAUGUGUGUAUAAAAUAAUAUAAAUAUACAAAUAAUGUAUGUUUUCACAUUUUAUUUACUGAUACACAAGUUUAAAUACACCUCAGAUAUAGAUAAUCAAUUUUUUUAAAGAAAAAGAGAAGAAUUUUUAUGAAGAAAAGUUUUUACGGAAACAUGAUGUGCUCAAUUAUGAAUGAUUUUUAUAAAUACACUAAAUCUUUUGCAUUAAAAGGAAUUGUUUUUUUUUUAUAAAAUGAAUAGUACUGUAUAGAAUUAGAUCAAGCACUUUAAAAUGAUAUUUUCAAAUAAAGAAUUCUUAAAUAUUUUUGUACUGUUUUUAUUAAUUUUAUCUAGAGCAAGGUUUUUAAUUUUUUUUUCUUGCCACCAAACUUCAAAUCUUUAAUUGUCUCUUUUUCAAUAAUUUAAAUAAUGAAACUGCGUAAAUAUUUUUAUUUUUAAAUAUACAAAAGAUGACUUAUUUAUUACUAUGGAUGGAAAGAAUUUAGUUCAAUGUAGUUUCUUUGGCAACUUUUUCUGAAAAAAAUAAAAAAAUCAGGUUUUGACUCUGAUAAUUAUAGGUCCUUAUAAAACUCGAAAGAUGUGUUUUUUAAAUUUUUGGGUCAUAAUUCAUAAUUUUAGAAGCCUCGCUCUUCAAGCUAUAUUUCUGUAUGCCAGUCCAACUCUCUAAAAUGCUACUGAAAAUUAAAAUUUUAUUAGUAAGACUUGUUUCAGUAUAACUUUUGUAUUAUAAAUUCUGUAGCUUUCUUAAUCUUCUUCAAAUAUUAUAUAUGAAAUAAGAUUUAUUUAUAAGAUAUAUUUGUGUGGAAUGUUCGAUCUUGGUGAUUGAACUUAUCAGCUAUUUACCAAAGAAAUGUUUCAUAAAAACUCUUUUAAUGCAAAAUGUUAACCUGAUCAAAUAUUGUUAAGUUUUUAAAUUACAGUUGUAUAUUUUUUGUACAUAAAUUUGCUGUUAUAAGGUUGAUUAUAUUUUGAAAAUUUUCUAGUAUAAAAGUUUUGCUGAAAAAUCAGAAAUAUUUGUAUCCUUUUUUAAUAAAUGAUAAUGCCCAA